Messenger RNA from Lachancea mirantina, 474 nucleotides. The record is from the annotation of a GenBank genome assembly. Lineage: Eukaryota; Fungi; Ascomycota; Saccharomycetes; Saccharomycetales; Saccharomycetaceae.
AUGUCUGGGGGAAUCGUUUCACGUAACCAGACUUUUCAGCCUGUCUCUUUAUAUAAUGCUCUACCGCCUACGUCGUCGUUGGCGUGGGAACCUCAAUGUAAGCUUUUCGAUGGUUUGAUGUGUGUAUCCGAGAUACUGAGCAAGAGCGACGAGAUGCCAUGGUAUCAGCUUAAAUUCAAGUGGGACGAAGGCUUGAGUUCUGAUUUCCUGUUUAGCAGUACAGAUAUUAUAAAGAACACCGCCCAAUUUGAAGAAACGAUAACAAAACGUGAACAGUGGUACAAGGUGAAAAUGAAAUGUUCGAAAAGACGGUAUGUUGCUCUAGAACUGCGCAUCGACGAUGCUACUGAAGAGCAGCGCUUCAAAGAUCUUCUGUUCCGGAUCCGAGAAGAGUAUGAAAUGAUAGAUGAAUUAACCGGAGAAGUUGAACAAGACAGCUUGCAAGACACCGACAUUCUCAGCUCGAGCUGGUAA